Molecule: messenger RNA, 1147 nt
Organism: Hyaloscypha bicolor E
Lineage: Eukaryota; Fungi; Ascomycota; Leotiomycetes; Helotiales; Hyaloscyphaceae
Exons: 5
Coding region: 6-821 (271 amino acids)
Molecular function (GO): carbon-sulfur lyase activity
Source: RefSeq, a predicted model, not a curated record
CAACAAUGGAGACUCCACUUCCAGAGCCCAAGGCCUAUGAUGGCAAUUGCCAUUGCGGGGGAUUCAAAUUCACCGUCAAAAUGCCCUCGAAGCCCUACCACACCUGUAAUUGCAGCGUGUGUCAAAAGAAAGGAAUUAUAGGGAUGUGGCCUAUCGAAGACGAGGACAUCACUAUGCAUCAAGGCAAAGGCACCUUGACAGAAUAUCAAUUCGGGCGCAAAUACCUCACACAUCUCUUCUGUCCCAAAUGCGGCUCAUCGGUCAUGGGGCGCACGAAUAAGGGCGAGACCAAAAACGGUAUCAAUAUCCGAAUGCUCAAAAACUUCCAUGAAUAUUUUGAAGCCAAUAAGCACGACAAUCCUCCUGUGAAUUUCGCCGCCGUCGAGCCGCAAUAUAAGGCGCCGCCUUUCCCAUCUCACCCAGACGCCGAUAACCUGCAACCGGAUCAGAAAAUCUGCAAUGGUAAUUGCCACUGUGGUGCUGUUGCGUAUGCUGUGAAGACGAAGCCGCUAGAGGAACAGAAGGUUAUGUCUUGUAAUUGUAGUCUUUGCUCACGUAACGGCGAUCUCUGGAUCUAUCCACCAAAAUCCGCAGUCAUUAUCCAGGGCGCAGAAAAUCUAACAGACUACAAAUUCCUGUCCGAAGAUUCGCUGCAUUCUUUCUGCAAGAUAUGCGGAGUCUCGGUAUGUGUUAAGGUAGAGGAUGGAGAGGAGGAUCCGGUCAUGCCGAUUAAUGUCCGGACUAUGGACGGCGUUGAUAUUUCUACUUUGACCUUGCAGAAGUAUGAUGGUGCGAAGAAUGAUCCAAAGUACGAGGUUUGAGGGACACAAAGUAAGACAAAUACACGCAACAAUAUCGGAGAGACGCAAUCAAAUAUCCUUCCCCAAAGUUCUAACUGGGGUUACAGUUCAAGUGACGAGACGUGCAAAGUGCAUGUCAAGUGCAUGCAAUUACGGUGCUCUACAGCAAGUAAUCUCGUGUUCAGUACGAAGCUCAUUCCAAGCCGGCUCGCGAUCCAUGCAUGCAAUGCUUGAAAUGGUGCAACCCUCCAUAUCUACACCCAUUUUCCACACCUCAUUCUACAUCAAAGCCUCAAACCAUCUCUUACAGUAAAACAGUAAACAGCGCAAACCCCGCCAUAACAGCC